UUAAAAUGUGUUACUAGACUUAAAAAUGUAUCGAUAGAGACAAAUUUUAUUAACACUUUCAUUAAAACCACGGUUUUUCCCCCUCUACAUGAAAAAUAAGAAUUUGAUCCAUAAACAAGUUAGCUGCCAAAUUAAAUGCAUUAUUAUUACGAAUUUCGCCUAAUGACAUCGAUGGGUUGUGUUUAAAGCUCCAGUUUUCAGUGCAUAUCGGCAAUAGUGGUGAGAGUUCUGACAAUAUUGGUUGUAGUAGCUGUAGUGUGUAGGAGCUGCUGCAAAUAUGGUCGUAAGGAAGUUCUUUCCCGGUGGUGCGUACAAGGGAGAGACACAAUGGCCCCAGAUUAUGGCGAUACUGAUUGGUUCACUGGCAGGCCUAACCGAAGGAUUACUGUUCGCCUGGAGUUCACCCUUCCUUAUCAAAAUCACCCAAGACAAAGUUAACUACGACAUCUCAGAAGAACAAGCAUCAUACUUCGUCACAAUCCAAGCAUUAGCCAUAAGUUUCUGCUGUCCCAUCUUCCCUUACUUGUGCGAUAGGAUAGGAAGAAAGAAAACCCUAAUGUUAAUUAGUAUUCCCCAAGUGCUAAGUUGGAUAUUAGCUGCAGUGGCAAAGAACGUCUAUGUGUUUUAUGUUGCUCGAGCAUUGGCUGGUAUGGGCAAUGCUUGCUUCUAUUCUGCGUUUGCGAUAUACAUAGGUGAAGUGGCCAAUCCCACUGUUCGAGGAACCUACGGCAACUCCAUAGCUUUUACUUUCUAUCUUGGUGACUUCCUAAUUGCCGUUAUUGGCAGUUACUGGUCUGUACAACUAACCUCUUACGUUUGUGUGACUAUACCAAUCUUGUUUUUGAUACUGUUUAGUUUUAUGCCCGAAUCGCCUUAUUGGCUUGUCAUGAAAGGUAGAGAGGAAGAAGCCAAAAAGUCGUUGAAGUUCUUAAAAAGGAAAGAACACGUAAAUGAAGACUAUAUCCAACUUAAUAAAGACGUAGAGAGGCAGAUGUCGGACAAAAAGGGAUUGAAAAGCUUGGUUAAAACCAAAAGUAGCAGAAAAGGUUUAUUAGCAUGCAUAUUCCUUAGAUUCUCUCAGCAGUUAGGUGGUCUCAAUGUGUUCAUGGCUUACACUCAGUUUAUUUUCCAAAAAUCUGGUAGUUUCUUGACUGAAACUCAAGGCGCACAGAUCUACACAUUUCUAAACUUUGCAUUCAAUAUUAUAGUUUCUAUGUUUGUCGUUGAUAGACUUGGUAGACGAAAGGGAUACAUUACAUCCCUACUGGCAACUGCUGUUAUAUUAUUUACCAUGGCAACAUACUUCUAUUUAGAUGGGAACACAGAUGUAGACGUCAGUUCUUUUAACUGGAUACCAUUGGCUGGUAUGGUUUUAUAUUUAGUGUUUUCUUCUUUCGGAAUGGCAGUGAUUCCGACUUUAAUGUUGGGAGAGGUCUUUUCGGCAAGACAAAAAGCUAAUGCUAUAACCAUUUUGAUAUUCGUGCUUGGUAUUGCUUCUUUUGCAAGUAAUCAACUCUUCUACUACCUGAAUAGCCAUGUAGGCUUCUACUUUCCAUUUUAUUUCUUCUGUGCUUGUAACAUCUUGUCUAGCAUUAUUGCCUAUGCGAUCGUUCCCGAAACAAAGGGAAAGACUUUGGAAGAAAUUCAAGAGGAUUUGAGAGGAUGUGAUGAGAAACCGAAGAAAGUUGAUGGUGAAGAUAAAAUUUAGAUCUAAUUUACUGGUUGUGCUAUUUAAGCUUAAGAUACCAAUGUAUAAAGUAUUAAUUCGGUUUAGAGAGAAUUUUGUUAGACUUUUUAGGAAGCAGGAAUGAGAAAAAUGGAUAUUUAUAAACGAAAGAUUAGUCCAAGUAAUGAAGCUUGAAAUAGGACAAAACCUCGCAAUUUUUACAGAAUGAAUCGAUUUGCUUGAAAAUUUGAAAACAAGUAGGGGAUAGUCCAAGGAUCAAAAUCUAUAUGCUGCUGAAAGGCGCUUUUACCAUGGGAGUGGUUGCCACCCCAUUUCGGGGAUGGAAUUUUUUUUAUAUGUUUUGACCACAAAAGUUGGUAAAAAUAUUCAUUCUAAGCAAAAAACGUUCUAUACAUUUUUUUGAUAAAAUUAAUAGUUUUCGAUUUAUUCUCUAUCAAAAGCUCCAAAAGUUUUCGUGUUAUCAAAACAACUUCACUUAACAAAAAUGUACCUUUUAAAAAAAUAAACAAAACCGUUUUUUUUUUAAUUUUCUUUAAGACCAAAUCGAGCUAUACUUUAUUAUAUGUUAGCUCUUCUUCGCCAAAUUCUAAAUAUUGUAGUUUUUAAAGUCAAAAGACGGGAAAACUGUGCAUUUUUCGAGGAUAACUUGUCCAAACUAAUUUAGAAAAUUUAAAAAUAUCUAUCUUCAGAAAUAAAAAAAGGCUCUAGCUCAAAAAUUAAGUGACUUAUAAUGAAAAAAAUGUCAGCCCUAUUUUUUCAGCGAAAAAGUGAUCGGAAGCAACCUCCUAAUUACCACCCUAAUUAAAAUUAUUCAUUGACCUUAUUUGGUCUUCUUUAUUUAUGUAUUAUUAAUAGGUUCUAGAAGUUUUAACGGCUUAGAAUAAUCAGUUUUUAAAAAAAUGGAGUUAAAAGCGAAUUACGAAUUUGUGUAGUUUGGAAAAAAAUGGCCUUUUCUUCAGAAUAGGAAUAUUAGCAUCAGACAUACGGAAAAUGUUUAAAUAUGAAAUUGUAGCUUAUUUAAUUCCCAAGAAAUUGGUUUGCAAAAAUUUUUUCUACGGCAAAAAUUGAGUGAGCUAUUGAUAAUUAAAAAUUGUAAAAACAUGCAAAAACCACCUUUAUAGUCGGUUCGGUAAACUCAGACCCAACUGGCUAAUGAUUUUAGUAAGUAAUUUUGCCAAUUUUGGCAAAAUUGGCCAAAAACAAAAAAAAAACACAUACUAGUUGCGUCUAAGUUUAGCGAACCGACUAUACCAACCCUUUCAAAGUCACCUCUUUUUUCCACUGACUACUUUAAAUAGAUUAGUGGGCUUAUAGAUCUUGUAAAAACCUACAAAAUUCUUUUUUACCAAACUUUCUAAGAUAAAAAAUAAAAAAGUUAUUAAAAAAAAGGACAAAUCCAAUUGGAAGCAUAAUAAUGUGUAAGUUAGUGGUGUUUUUAGUCAUUGGCCUUAUUCAUUCGUCUUUAUUUAUGUAUUAUUAAUAGAUGCUAGAAGCUUGACUGGCUUAGAAUGAUUAGUUUUUAAUAAACUGGAGUUGAAAGCGAAUAACGAAUUUUUGUAAUUUGGUAAAAAAUGCUGUUUUCUUCAUAAUAUACAGAUUAGCAUCAGAGAUACGAAAAAUGUUUAAAUAUAAAAUUGUAGAUUAUUUAAUUCUCAAAAAUUUGCUUUGAAAAAAUUUUUACUACGGCAAAAAUCGAGUGAAUCGUAAAUGUGUAUUAUCGAAAAACAUUGAUUUUUUCGAUAUAAAAACUAUUAAUUUUAUCAAAAAAAUGUAUAGAACAUUUUUUGCUUAGAAUGAAUGAUUUUGUCAACUAUUGUUGUCCAAAUAUAAUAAUAAAUUUCCACCCUCGAGAUGGGGUGGCAACCACCCCCAUAGUAAAAGCGCCUUUCGGCAUCAUAUAGAUUUUGAUCCUUGGACUAUUCACUACUUAUUCUCAAAUUUUCAAGCAAAUCGAUCCAUUCUGUAAAAAUUGCAAGGUGAAAAGCUUCGGUUCCUGGACUAGAUAUAAUGUGUUCGUCAAAAACAUUUGUUCUCCAACCUUAUAGAUAGUCUAAAUGUAGCAACCUCUCAAAUAAUUUUUUAUUUAGAUAAUUCUACUGUGAUAUAGAUAGAUAUUUUUUAAAAAUGAAAGUUGGACAGCAAAUUAUGUUUUCCUGAUUUAUAUUACAUAUUUUAUAAAUAUUUAAAUUUUAUUCUGAUUAUCUUGAAGUCCUGUUUUUUAUUUUUGUUUAUUUGAAAGUGAAAGGCAACUCAACCUUGCCUUUCACCUCUCUCACUGACCUAAUUAUUAUCACGUACCCACGUACGACGUGUGAGUCCUAUGUUGCCCUAGGACCUUAUCCAUAGGGUUUAUAUUCAUCUUUUGGAUUUCAUAACUUAUUUAAUUAUGUAAGACAUUUAGUCAACGUUUGAAGGAUUUUAACCUUUUUAUUUUUGGGUGACUCAGCAUGAUAGGCUUGUAACGUUGAUGAUACUCUUUUUAGAGAGCGAAAACGUUUUAUUGUGAUAUUUGUCGUCCUUUUAAAGGCUUUUAAAUAAAUAUACCUUUUACCAAGGAAAAAUCGGUAUAUUUUUAUUUCAUCAUCGGCUUGGCUAAAGUCUAUAAAAGUAGCAAAUCACCAUAGAUACUAGAGUUUUAGAUAAUAGGGAACUUGCAUAUUUUUCUUUUGUUACAUGUUCAGUUUUGUUUAAAAAUGAGAUUUUCAAAAUUUCUCGCUUCAAAAGCUCAUAAUAAUUUCAGGAGUACAAAUUUAAAAUCUUCUGUAAUUUAAAAUAGUUCAAACGACCCGUGAUGUCACAUAGUUAUACUUUAUUUAUGUUUAUGGUAAUAUUUAUGUAUAUUCUUCUUCUUCUUCUUCUUCUUUAGUUAUUGGCCUCCACCUGCUUGGGUAUUUGGCCAGCUCAUCGUCGCGGAAUAAGGGAAAAAUAUUUUUUGUUGAGAUUGGAGAUUGAUAGAGUUUUUGAGGGAAGCACAGAAAAGAGGGUUUACUACGGAAAAUAAAAGAAAACACUAUGUGUUGUUUAGUGCCAUUUUGUAAAAGUACAAGUUUUCUAUGUAUUUAAAACAGUUCAAACGAUCAAAAACACUUGUGACGUCACAUAACUGUAUUUUCUACUAACGUUUAUAAUAUAAUGUCUUCUUCUUCUUUCUCAUAAUCCUUAGUGCCCUCCAGGGGGUCGGAUGUCGGGUUCCGCCUUUUAUCCAUUUCUUCCAAUCGCUUCUAUUGGUGGCCAGGUUCUUCAUAUCCCUCAUACUCAUGUGUCUCCUUUCACAUAUAUCCUGGAUCUGGUCCAUCCAUGUCUUCCUUGCCCUUCCCUUUUUUCUUUUGUUUCCCAUUUUAGCUUCAUAUACCUUCUUGUUUGCUCCAUUCGUUGUAUGUGUCCAAACCAGCUUAAUUGUUUGUUUUCGAUCUUCCUCAUUAUCGGCUCUUGAUGCAGCUCUCUUCUUAUAUCUUCAUUUCUGAAUCUAUCAAACUUCGUAACUCCAGCUAUUUUUUUUUAUGUAUUUCAUCUCGGUCGCGUUUAUCAUUGAUUCAUGUUUCUUUUGCACAAUCCAUGUUUCCGCCCCAUAUGUCGUUAUCGGAUUGACUAUGCUGUUAUAUACUCUGAGUUUAGUUUUGUUGUUUAUUUCUGACUUUCCAAAAAUUGUAUUAUUUAAAGAGUAAUACACGUUAGUUGCCUUCUUCAGUUUAUUACUUAUUGCUAAGUCCGUUUUCCCAUCAUCUGUUAUUAUAUUUCCCAAAUAUUCAAAAGUAGAUACGUGUUCUAUUACGUGUUCCCUUACUAUUAUAUUAGUGCUCCUUUCUUCUUUCUCAUCUUCAUUUAUUAUCAUAAGUUUUGUUUUGUUGAGAUUCAUUUCCAUUUUUAAAUUCUCUAUCUCUUUUUGCCAAAUAUCUAUUAAUUUCUGCAUUUUCUCUACUGUGUCUGUGAUUAAAACUAUAUCAUCAGCGUAUAGAAGGGAGUUGAUCUUUAUUGCAUUUAAGUAUUUAUAUCCUACUAUGUAUUGAAGGUUUCUUGUUUGAUCUUUGGUAUUUUUGAUUAAAGUAUCCAUGAAUAUUAUAAACAAGAGGGGGCUUAGUCCAUCUCCUUGUUUAAUUCCCUUAUCCCAUUUAAAAGUGCCUGAUCUUUCUCCAUUUAUAUGUUUACUUGACCUUCUACUCCCAUAUAUAUAUAUAUAUAUAUAUAUAUAUAUAUAUAUAUAUAUAUAUAUAUAUAGAUGACUUUUAUCAUCUUUUUUGGUACCUAUAUUAUAACUUUCCAAUAUUUUCCACAUUAUUUCUCAGUUUAUCGUAUCAAAUACCGCCUUCAAAUCAACUAACAUGAGAAAUAGUUCAUCCCCUUUAGGGCAUUGUCUCUCUAUUAUAUUUCUUAUAAUGUAGACGUUAUCGUUUGUUUGACGGUUUGAUCUGAAUGCAGCCUGUUCGUCUUCUAAUUAUAUCUCUAUUACUGAUCUUAGACGCUUCUCUAAUUCUCGUGUGUACCUUGAAUGCGACCGAUGACAAGCAUAUUGCUUUAUAAUUCUCGCAUUCAUUAUGUUGUCCGUUUUUGUAUAUUGGUAGAACUAUGUUUUUCUUCCAGUCAUCUGGGAUUUUCUCUGUACUCCAUGCUUUCUUGCAUAUCUGUAAUAGCCAGGCCAGUCCUCUCCUUUUUCACCCAUCCAUUUUAUCAUUUCUGGAUCUGUUUGGUCCUCUCCUUCCGCUUUUCCAAGUUUAAUAUUGUUUAUAGCUUCUUCCAGUUCUUCCUUCCGUAUACUCUCUGGUUCUUCUUCCAGUUCUGGUCUAAUAAUACAAUGUGCAAUUUAAAAUUAUAUACAAUUUUGUUGAGUUUGUUGGUGCAGAAUAUAAACAUUAUAUAACCAUAUGACGUCACGACGCAUUUUGGGCUAGCUGCUAUAAUUUGAAUUUAGAAUCGUCUUUAGGGGCCAAACGGAACACAAAAACAACUUUUUUAUCUUUGAUACAUGUUUUAAAUUAUGUUCUGUUGGGAUUUAUAACAUUUUUUGAAUUUAAAAUUUUAUGCAAGUCCCUAUUCAUUGAAGGUUGAAUAAAGGUGGAACUAAAUGACAAUUCGUAAUUUUCUUUUUCUCUAGUCUAUAUUAUUUUUCUGCGUUGAAUAAAAAUAGCCGGUUUUGUAAAUGUUCAAAAAUAUUUUCAUCCCAUUUGUGGUUUUCAUGAUGGAAAGUUUUCAUCGUCAGAAAACAACUUAACAGUAUGUAUUUCAAAUGAUUUCUUUAUGCAUACUGCUUGGAGUAAUGAACUUAGUCGUGCCUGGUAUUUAGUCCAAAUUUACCGAUCGUUAGUGAAUCAUUCUCUAUAAAACUUUUUGAAAUCAGCAAUAUCCGGCGAAACAAAUAAAUUUUUAGAUAUUUUUGGACUUCUCUUUAAAUGAGAAAUUUUCCUAUUAUUAUUCAUAGGUGAACAAGUUAUUCCCAAUAUAGUCUAUACUCAACAAAAAAAAAGUGGGUUUUUUUUCCUAUUUGCUCCAUGAAAGUGGGUUUUUCUUCUCUGGAAGCCUUCUGUAGUCCCUGGCCGUUUCGUUUUCGCGUUCCAUAUCAGAAUUCUCCUGCCUUAUUACUACUGCAAAUUAUUUUCGAUCACUUGUCAUUUGAGACAAGUAUCCUGAACUUGGUAUUUGCGUCUAGACAAGAAUGUUUUUUAGCCAAGAAACGUGUUUUCUUCCUACACCUCUUACACCUCUCCAACCCUUUUUUGCUUUUAAGGUUUAAGGAUUAGUUGUAAUAUAGAUAUCCCUUUGAUAUACCAUACCUACAUGUUCCAGGUAAGACAGUCUUCGAUGUUUAUAACCACCUCUUCCUCUUAUUAUCUCUUUCAUGUACAUGUUGUUUUGCUUCGGAGAAUGAGUAACUAGUCUUGUUUUUCAUUUGGUCCGACCACCAUGUUGAAGAACUUCCUCUGGAGUUUUUUUUCGCUACGUUGCCGUCAACUAUUAUUCGUGCCAUGCCUUCUCUUCUUCUACUUAUAUGUCCAAAAUUUCUCAGUAUAAUUUUGGUUGAUAGUUGUAGUGAGUCUAGUCUUUAUGUUAAGCUCUUCUAGUAUUCAAUUUUUGGUGCGAUGUGGGGUUUUGGUAUGCGAAACAUUCUACUUUGGGCUCACAUGUCAAAUAGCGCUAUAGGGUAGGUGGGGGUAAAGACCCGCAAUAUCUACUAUUAUCGAUGUAGUGAGAUAUCAGAUAAGUAUUUUUUAAAAAUUAAUAUGAAAAUAUUUGGCUAAUUUCUUAUUUAGCAUAGUGUCUAAGUAUGGGCUCUAUCUGACUAUUAGUUAUCCACAAAAGUAUACAUUUAUUCAAAAAUGUAUUUGCGGGGAUUUGCCCCAUAAAAUGGGGUAGAUCCCCGCGGUGCGGAGCUUUUUCACUUAUCGUGAUAAAAGGUCAUACAUGCAUAAAUAAUUAAAUGAAAACGCUUUUAUUAACCUUUAAUAACAUUCUUGGCUUACAAAAAUAAAACAAUAAUUUCUUAUAAAGUACAUAGCAACUGUUUUAGUAUAUAUUAUAACUAGUCAGAUCUUCCGAGAAAACAAUAGCAUUAUGAAACCUUGAAGAAUUCAUAGUAGGCUUCGAUAGUCUUAAAACUAUAUCCGACUCAGCAAUAAAAGACUCUUCGUUUGUUUCUGUGAACUUAUAAGUAUUUGUUAAACGUCUGUAAAAUACUGCAUCACAGCCUCCUUGAUAGACAGAAAUAAUCUUCACUACGUAAUGACAGAAAUAAGUUUUUGUUUUUCCUUGAACUUUAACUACUGCAUAGUCAUUUGGCAUCAUUAUUGAUUCAUUGUCCUGCAGUGAGUUACCAAUCUCUUCUUCUUGGACGUUAGCCUCAUCCUAGGAUAGAAAAUUAUAUUCAGAACUGCUAUCAUGAAUGGAAUAAUCAGCAUCGGAUUCCGAAGAUGAUUGUUCUUUAGACUCCUUCUUUUUCUUUUUCGCAACCAUAGUGGGAAAAAGUUGUUUUGUUACUUUUUGUUUCAGGCGCUUUUGUCUUUUCAAAACUCGUGCUACCUUUUCAGCAAGUUGUUUCUCCUUCUCAGCUUCUUCCUUUUCUAAACGCUCUUUAGUAGGUGUUGAACUCAGCAAUUGUGAUUUCAAUCCUUUUCUGACCCUUUUUCUUUUAAUUUUUAUUUUAGGUAAAGGAAUUAUAUCUCUGGGAGUUGCUAUUUGAUUUUGAGAAUCGUCUUCCUUCAUAAAGGAUGCAAUUUCAGUUUUUGACUCCUCUAAUACAUCGUGGUCUGCACCAGGGGCAAUUAAACCUGAAGUAGACGGUUGAUGAUGAAGAAUAUUUUCAGAAACAGGAUGCAAAACUUCUAACUGAUUUUCGUCACUAUUAAAUAUUAACAGUCGAUCAUUAUUACUUGGCUCUUCAUCCGGUGGUUGAUCUAUGACCUCUGAUGAUAGAAAAUCAACUUCCGAGAAAGUAUUUUUGUUGAACGGAUAGAUCCGCGUAGUUCUAAAGGCUUGAGCUGCAUUUUCAAGAGUACUCGCUUUUUCAAAUGCUAUUUUAAACGUUUCUGCAACAUUAUAAACGCUAAAUGUUUCUCCUGGAUGAGAGAUAUUCCAGGAGUCCACAGCCGCAUCAUAAUAAGUCUUUAGCGGUCGGAAAAUGCAUCGAUCUAGCGGUUGGGUUUUGUGACUGCUGUGAGGUGGCAAGGUAAGCAACUCAAUAUUAUUGGAUUUUGCAAAAUUUACCACCUGAAGAUUCGUGUGUGAUACAUUAUUAUCUAAAAUUAGCAAAAUUGGGUUCUCUUUGCUUCCAUUUGUGUAUUUUUGAAAAUGUUUUAGCCACUUCAUAAAUGUAGGAGUAUUGAUAUAUCCCUUGUCGGUUACAGCCAUGUCGCAUUCUAAUGGGCCGCCCUUAAUUAAGAGCCUGUUCUCUCUUUUUCGUGAGUAGAUGAAAAAAGGAGGCACAAAAUUUCCCAAAGCAUUGACUGCACACACAGCGGUUCAGUAACGCACGAGCCUCAACUAGUUUGUCUUCCGUUAAUACUGCAUACUGGAUUUUUCUUUUAUAGUUUCUAAAAUAGAAACAAAAAAAUGAUUAGAUACAAUAACAUAAUAUGUAACUAACUUUAAAUUGCAGCAUGGGGCAAAGCCCCGCAUGCGGGACUUUGCCUCUAUUUAACUGCGGGACUUUGCCCCAUAGUAAACUAUUUCAAUAAAUUGCUUCUACAACAAGAAUACAGCAUAUAAAAUACAAUGAAAUGAUAUGAAAACAAAUCUAAAUAGUCACAAUAACGACCGACAAUUCGCUCUUUUAGUAAAUCUUAUCGCUAUGUGAACAACAUUUACCCUAAAUAAACACAAUUAUUAGAUCAAAAUUACGAAAAAUCUACUAACCUCAUUUUGUCACGUAAUACACUUCCUGGCUGCACGAAAUUUUAUGACACACUGGACCGUAUCAAUACCGAUCGCCCACCUAACGGCCGGCUCUAGAAUAUUGCCCGGUAAAUUCAAAAAGCUAAUGCGUGGCUUUACCCUGUGCAGGUCUUUACCCCCGCCUACCCUACGCUUCAAUGUUUAACAGUCAGUUUAGUAAAUCUGUAUCUUUGUUGACCUUCAUUAUUACUUCCAGAUUAGUUUUCCUUGCCGUCCAAGAUAUUUUAACAAAUGUCUAGGAAUCAACAUUUCUAAUGCUUCAAUUCGGUUCAUGCUUGAUACUUUUAGUAUCAACACUUCUGCUAUAUACCUACCAGAGUACAGACCAAACAUUUCACAGACCUAUUUCUAAACUUAGAUGGUUAUUGCAAAUUAAAUUUUGAAUUGAGUGUCUCUUUUUUCCUAUUUUGUUAUAAAAGUCAAAACAUUAAUAAAAAUAAAGGACUACCUGUAAGCACGUUGGUCAUUUAUACCUACUCAUUGGAAAUUAAAAAAAAGUAUAAGCAACAAAAUGUAGUGAUGAUUUUUACACUGUAAGGUUUAUUUGUAUACCUAUAGGAAAAUAUGUGUUUAACGUUUGUGUUAAAAAUACAAGGUGGGCCAAAGAAAAGAGUCCACCUCGAACAAUUCUAUUUUUAUUUUUAUAUUACAAUUUUUUGGAAUACAAUUCAUACCAGUGACGUCAUCCACCUAAGCGUGAUGGCGUAAUCGAUGAUUUUUAAACGGGAAUAGGGGUCGUGUGGUAGCUCAUUUGACAGGUUGUUCAAUUUACUAUUCAGUAAUAUAAGUAUUUACAUAAAUAUUUAUACAGGGUGUCCAAAAAAUUUCUUUUUUAAUUACGUCAUUAGUAUGAAAUAUAUAACAAAAAAUUUGUUUAGGCAUUUUUGUAAAAUAUAAUAACUACUGCCAAAUAUCGAGGUGGACUCUUUUCUUCGGCCCACCCUGUAUAAUUUGAUGUACUGCCAUCAAUAAAUAAUUAUUAUUGUUGUAUACGCUUUAUUAAUAUAUAAUUAUUCCUCUAUCUUACAUAAUGUGUUCUCAAUAUAUAUGUAUGUUAUAAUUUUUA
Diabrotica virgifera virgifera (western corn rootworm) is the source of this 11132-nucleotide messenger RNA. RefSeq names its product facilitated trehalose transporter Tret1-like. The record is from RefSeq and is a predicted model, not a curated record. Gene Ontology annotation, biological process: transmembrane transport. The transcript is spliced from 2 exons. Gene Ontology annotation, cellular component: membrane. Gene Ontology annotation, molecular function: transmembrane transporter activity. NCBI's taxonomy places the organism in Eukaryota, Metazoa, Arthropoda, Insecta, Coleoptera, Chrysomelidae. The coding region runs from base 278 to 1708 and encodes 476 amino acids.